AUGCCGGAGCACGGAGAGACUCAAUGCAAGGGUGGGAAGCGAGGUGUCCUGGCCAGCCGACGAUGGAAGCUGAUCGCCGGCCUCUUCUUCAGCCUGUUGGUCGCGGCUUACAUCGGGCUGGUGGGAUACUUCGCCAUUUACAGGAGCUUCCUCCAAGCAGACAGGUGCUAUGAAUCAGCAAACGGGCCUUUCAGCCCAGGUGGAGAUCUGCUUGAAUAUUUGCUUCAAAGUGGAAUUAUUGAGAGGAAGGAUGGCCUACUGGUGACGUGGCACCAUGCUGCAAACAGCAAGCACCAGAUGGAAAAAGCUCUGAACGGUAGUGCCAUGGUCCUGGAAGCUGAUGUCAACAUUGAAGGACUCAACACUCGAAAUGAGACUGGCAUCCCUAUCAUGGCUCAUCCACCUGCAAUCUACAGUGACAACACCUUUCAGGAGUGGCUGGACAUUGUAAUCAGUUCCAAAAGGGGUAUGAAAUUGGAUUUCAAAAGCAUUGAUGCAGUGAAUCCCUCUCUGGACAUCCUGAUGAAGAAGGGAAACGAGAUAUGCAUCAACAGACCAAUUUGGUUAAAUGCUGAUAUUCUCAUUGGCCCGAACGUUCCACAAUUCAUUCAGCCCGUCAAUGCCUCCAGGUUUCUGAGUCUUAUUCAGCAGAAGUUUCCAAAUGUCAUCCUCUCCCCUGGCUGGAUGACGCUUUACUUACCACUGAUUGCAACCAAACCCUACACUCGAAAGAUGGUGGAGGAGAUGUACGAUCUGGUCAAGGGUCUAUCGCAACGUGUCACAUUUCCAGUCAGAGCUGUGCUGCUGAAGCGAGCCUGGCCACAUUUUAGUUGGCUGCUCAAGCAAUCACCGAGGUACAGUCUCACUCUGUGGCAGGGAUCAAUUGAUUUCAUCACUGUGGAAAAUCUCUUAUUCUUCAGAGACAACAGCAACAUUGAACAAAUCUAUUACGACAUUUAUGAACCAAUUUUGUCACAAUUCAAACAAAUUGCAUUGCAGACGAAUAGAAGCAGAAGGUUUUACCCUGGCGGGAACAUAUUGGACUACUUUCCCCAUGAACAUAUCCAAGAAUUAGAGAUCGAUUGGCUCAACAUUGGAGCCACGUUUUUGGACUUCUCAAAACUUCUGCAAGGAGACACUGGAGGGAUGCUCGUUUUGAACGUGAAGAGUAAAAGCAACGCUAUUCCAAUGGUGGAAAGUUCCAAACCCGGAUCAGAAUUCCCUUUGGAAUCUGUUCUAAAUCAGGUCUUCCUUUCAUCGAAACUGUGGGGCCUUUACCUAAAGAUAAAAACCAGGCAGGCACUCACUCCAACCCUGUAUCUGCUCCGUCAACUUUAUAGAGCACAUGUUCUCCGCAUACCCAUAUGGAUCAGCAUGGAUCUCUCUUACGGCAACUUUAGCACCCCAGGCUAUAUUGAAGGAAAUCAAUUCAUCAAUACCAUCAAUAAAAUAUUUCCUUUUGUAACUAUCGCUCCAAGUUGGCCAGCUGAAGCACUUGUCGAUGGCUACACACAACCAUUAGUGGAAGAUAUGCUGAGCCUCUGUCGGGGGUUGUGGCAAAUGGUGUCCUUCCAGCUUCAGGCUGUUCCUUUAUCUAAAUCAGCGCAGAUACCCGUCCGCCUGCUGCAGGCGUCUCCCAGCUACACUCUGACAGUGGAACACCUACACACACAAGGCACAUACGGGGAUGGAUUUCCAGGGCUAAUCAAAAUUCGACUUCACAGUAGUCGGCGGAUUUAUUACCGAUUACCUCCAGAUUAUAAAAACAACUUCAUGAUUGAUGUUUUCACUUCAUAAAAAUGGUUUCCAACCCUCUGAAUUUAUAUUCACAUAUUCCUGCCUUUCAGGCAAAUCAUUUAUAAGCUCCAAAUCAGUAGCCCUUAGAGGGAUCCACAGAAUUUGUUGGUUAAUUUGUUGCCCAGUUGUAAGCUGCAUCAUCUUAAAUUUUCAUUUUUCAUUAGAUUAAUCAUUAUUUAAGCUUUUGUUACCAAAGGUAAUUUUCUGAAUAUUGAUUGU
Molecule: messenger RNA, 2016 nt
Organism: Amblyraja radiata (thorny skate)
Lineage: Eukaryota; Metazoa; Chordata; Chondrichthyes; Rajiformes; Rajidae
Gene: fam151a
Product: family with sequence similarity 151 member A
Exons: 8
Coding region: 1-1797 (598 amino acids)
Source: RefSeq, a predicted model, not a curated record